This is a messenger RNA of Rhizophagus irregularis DAOM 181602=DAOM 197198, 624 nucleotides long. RefSeq lists its product as uncharacterized. The record is from RefSeq and is a predicted model, not a curated record. NCBI's taxonomy places the organism in Eukaryota, Fungi, Glomeromycota, Glomeromycetes, Glomerales, Glomeraceae.
AAAAUUCAUCUUUAUUGACUCCCUUUUUUUUAAAAAAGAAUCUUUACUUCUCUCUUAUUAAUUAUGUCGACGCAUAAUUUUUCGACAGAAGAUUUAGCAAAGUCAUUACUUGAUAAAUUGGAUAGAAGUAAUAUCUUCCCGCCAUUAUUGAAUAAUCCAGAAACUUUUAUUUCUACUCUAAGUAAUUUAUCAUUACUUCGACCAAGAAGACCCCCUAAUGCUUUUUUACUUUGUCGAAAAAAUGUCCAAGAGGAAGCAAAACGUAAAGGAAAUUGUAACAUGCGAGUAAUAAGUAAAGUUACUGGAGUUUUAUGGAAAGAUGCUUCUCCAGAUGAGAAAAAAGUUUAUGAAAAAUUGGCCAAUCGGGUUCAUGAAAUUCAUUAUAAAAAAAUUAGUAAAAAUACUAAAUCAACGACAAGGUCGCCAUAUUUAUCACAAAAUAAAGAAAUUACCACUUCUAAUCCCUAUCCUGUUCCUGCCUCAUUUUCAACUUCUUAUUCUCCUAUUACUUUUGGUCAAGGUAAUGAUAUUUUACUCUUAAAUAAUAAUAACGGUAAUAAAUAUAAUUAUAAUAAUUAUUAUUCUAAAUAUUGAUCCUAAUUAUGAUAAAAUCUUUUUAAAUUG